Messenger RNA from Nothoprocta perdicaria, 333 nucleotides. It is a transcript of the gene SELENOK, whose product is annotated as selenoprotein K. The record is from RefSeq and is a predicted model, not a curated record. The transcript has 4 exons. Gene Ontology annotation, biological process: calcium ion transport; endoplasmic reticulum calcium ion homeostasis. NCBI's taxonomy places the organism in Eukaryota, Metazoa, Chordata, Aves, Tinamiformes, Tinamidae. Gene Ontology annotation, cellular component: endoplasmic reticulum membrane; Golgi apparatus.
AUGACAUCUCAGGCAUUACAUCCCACUGCAGCUUUAUGUUUCUGGUGCAGACUGCACACCUGCGGCCAAGUUUUGGAUAACCGGAGUCGGGCUCCUUGGCGUUUAUCAUCAAUAACAGAUUUCUUCUGGUCAAUAGCAGAUUUUGUGGUUCUUUUUUUCCAGAGUAUUAUUCAACCAGAUUUGAGAAGGAGAGGCUAUACAUCUUCCUCCUAUACUGGAUCUGAUGAUAGAAGAGGACCUCCAGGAUAUCCGCGCCGUAGGAUGGGACGGAUAAAUCACUGGGGCGGCGGUCCCAGCCCRCCGCCAAUGGCGGGAGGAGGAUGAGGAAGGUAA